AAGUGCUUCUUCUUAAAGUGACAGUGCAGUGAUUUAGCGAACUCUAUCCAGUAUCUCAGCGGCUACUGUCUCUUUAAGAGUCCAGAGCUCGCUCUCAAUGAACGCCGAGCAGUCAGAUGCACGUUUCUCUCUUUUUGUGUGUAUUGUAGUGCGUGUGUGUCAAAAGGAGGUGGAUCUGGCGCACCGGGAGGCCGUUCCGGGUUCCGCGCGAGCAAUUGGCUGCUCGUGAACUUUGUUAGUCUGUGCGCUCCGGUCACGCACGGCACGCACUCGGGAUGUCUCGUGCUCUUCGGGGUCACCGGUGCGCUCGCGACCUCGCGGAAGAUUAGCGAGAUCAUCCACACACUCGGUGCGCAACGCGCAGCUCAGAAUCGAACCAGAGAGAGAUUAACGGUAACCGGAGAGAUGGCGGAGAAGCGGAUGUCGCGCUGGUACUUCGGUGGGAUCGCGUCGUGCGGAGCCGCCUGCUGCACGCACCCGCUGGACCUGGUCAAGGUGCACCUGCAGACGCAGCAGGAGGUGAAGAUGAGGAUGGUUGGCAUGGCGAUGCACGUGGUGAAGAACGACGGUGUGCUGGCGCUCUAUAACGGCCUCAGCGCCUCGCUCUGCAGACAGAUGUCGUAUUCUCUCACCAGGUUUGCCAUCUAUGAGACGGUCAGAGACAUGAUGGGCAGCGGCGGUCAGGGACCCAUGCCCUUCUAUCAGAAAGUCCUGCUGGGCGCGUUUGGAGGCUUCACCGGCGGCUUCAUCGGGACUCCAGCGGAUAUGGUUAACGUUCGGAUGCAGAACGAUAUGAAGCUUCCUGCAGAGCAGAGGAGAAACUAUAAACACGCGCUGGACGGGCUCUUCCGGGUCUGGCGGGAAGAGGGAACCAGGAAGUUGUUCUCAGGAGCCACUAUGGCGUCCAGCAGAGGAGCCCUGGUCACUGUCGGACAGCUGGCGUGUUAUGAUCAGGCCAAGCAGCUGGUGUUGGGCACAGGACUCAUGGGAGAUAAUAUACUCACACACUUCCUGUCCAGCUUCAUCGCUGUGAGUAUCGAAGCCUCUGAUUGGCCAGUCAUUGGUUAUUCUUGA
Sinocyclocheilus grahami is the source of this 1074-nucleotide messenger RNA. Its product is annotated as mitochondrial dicarboxylate carrier-like. NCBI's taxonomy places the organism in Eukaryota, Metazoa, Chordata, Actinopteri, Cypriniformes, Cyprinidae. The transcript is spliced from 8 exons. The coding region runs from base 406 to 1074 and encodes 222 amino acids. The record is from RefSeq and is a predicted model, not a curated record.